UGAAUUAUGUACUUCUACGAAAGUACAUACGAAACUUGCUGUCUCUGAAUUAUAAUAAUGUUUGAUCGAAAGAAAUGAUAUUUUAUUUACAUUUGUUAAAUCAAUGUUUUAAUGCUUUGCAUUAUACAUAAUAAAAGUAUCUGUUUACUGGAAAUCUUCGCAUGCGCUCGCGUGAACUAUUCGAAAGAAUAAAGUCAUUGUGAAGUGAGAUUGGAUAAUUACAUUAUUUAGGAAUGGCAGAUAUCAAACAGGAUCAUAAAGGCGAGGAUACUGAUAAUUAUGGAAUAGGUAAUAAUGCAGAACCGAAAAAUAUGCAAGAAUUAACGGAAUAUGUGCAAACAUUAUUACAAAAUAUGCAAGGAAAAUUUCAAACAAUGUCGGAUCAAAUUCUUGGAAAAAUAGAUGAAAUGGGAAAUAGAAUAGAUGAUUUAGAAAAGAAUAUUACAGAUUUAAUGACACAAGCUGGAGUAGAAGGAGGUGAUAAAUAAUAUUUAUUGUAACAUCAAUUUUGAUAUAGAGUCAAAGAGAUCUUUUUCAAUAUCAACAAAUAAUAUUCUAUAAGAAAUAUUUAUAUAUUAUUGAUAUGCACAUUUGGUUAUUAAUGUAAUAAACUGAUUUCUUUUAUACU
Messenger RNA from Apis florea (little honeybee), 628 nucleotides. RefSeq lists its product as uncharacterized. The record is from RefSeq and is a predicted model, not a curated record. Gene Ontology annotation, molecular function: transcription corepressor activity. Gene Ontology annotation, cellular component: cytosol; nucleus. NCBI's taxonomy places the organism in Eukaryota, Metazoa, Arthropoda, Insecta, Hymenoptera, Apidae. Gene Ontology annotation, biological process: cellular heat acclimation.